ACGUCAAUAUCGACUAACAAACUCAACUCCACUCAAUCUAUCACAACGAAUGGGCUGUGGAUCGUCUAGUGUUUCUUGCACCAGCGUGCGCCCAACUCUUCCUUCCUGGUGGAGAAGACCGCGAGAUCAGGACUCUGUCCACGUACCUCUUGAUCCAAAAGCGCGAGCGGAUGCCCAGCGGCAGCGACACGAGCGUCUGCAAGAGCACAGAGGCUCUCAAUCACUGAAAGCUGAGGAACUGUCAUACAACCGACGUGAGGCGAGUUCACAGAGUGCUAACAAGUCGCCAGACAUCCACUCAUCUGAUCACGCGACGGGAGAGGCAGGCAGCAGGAAAUCUUUGCGCAAUAAUGGCGAGACGUCGGUAGACGGAGGGAAGAGCAAGUCUGGAGGUUCUGCGGGGGCGCGACCGAAUGGUAGCGUUCCUGCUAGGAAUAAACAAGAGAUUCCGGCGCAGGAAAACGUUGAGAAGGCGCCUAAGUCUAAUAGCAACGACAACAAGGUGGCAAAAAAGGAACCUACCAAGGGGGCGGAGCCCAAGGAAGCUCUUGCAGCUGAGGAUGAGAAAGGGAAGGAAAAUGGUUGUGAUUCAGUCAAGAAGGAACCAAAUAAGUCAGUUGAUGGAGAAAGUAAAGUUUCGCCUACAACUGCAGGGGUGAUAGCUGUCAAGGGUGAGGAUAGUCAUAAAGGGAAGGACGUGAAUGUGAAACCGAAGGAAGAAAUAAAACCAACACAAGAAGCAAAGCCUGAUAAGGAAGACAAAGCUACAAGUGCAAAAGAAGAUGAAAAGCAAAGAAAAGAGGAAAUGCAGUCAACAAAAGAAACUACAACAGCUAAGGAAGUGGCGAAUCCUAAAGAAGAGGCAAAACCUGUGAGAGAUGAAGCAAAAACAGUGAUGGAGGGAAACUCACCAAAAGAUGAAAAAACAUCAACAGAAGAGAAGAAAGAAUUGAAUGAAGUAAAACCGCUAAAUGAUGAGACAAAACCAAACCAGGAAGCAAAGCCAACUGAAAAGGAUGUAAAAUCUGAAGGUGAGGUGAAGCCACCAGUGGAUGAGCCAAAACCCAAGGAAGAGGCCAAACUCAAAGAAGAGGCAAAGCCUAAGGAAGAGGCAAAGCCUAAGGAAGAGGCAACGCCCAAGGAAGAGACAAAAUCCAAUGAGCAGGUGAAGCCCAAGGAAGAGACAAAACCCAAGGAAGAGGCAAAACCCAAGGAAGAGACAAAACCCAAGGAAGAGGCAAAACCCAAGGAAGAGACAAAGCCCAAGGAAGAGACAAAGCCCAAGGAAGAGACCAAACCUAAGGAAGAGGUGAAAACCGUGGAAGAGGUGAAGCCUAAGGAAGAGGAAAAACCCAAGGAAGAGACAAAACCGCAGGAAGAGGCAAAGCCCAAGGAGGAUAUAAAAUCCAAUGAGGAGGUGAAUCGCAAGGAAGAGACAAAACCUAAGGAAGAGGUGAAGCCUAACGAAGAGGCAAAGCCCAAGGAAGAGGCAAAGCCCAAGGAAGAGGCAAAGCCCAAGGAAGAGGCAAAGCCCAAGGAAGAGGCACAAUCCAAUGAGGAGGUGAAGCCCAAGGAAGAAACAAAACCUAAGGAAGAGGCAAAGCCCAAGGAAGAGGCAAAAUCCAAUGAAGAGGUGAAGCCCAAGGAAGAAACAAAACCUAAGGAAGAGGCAAAGCCCAAGGAAGAGGCAAAGCCCAAGGAAGAGGCAAAGCCCAAGGAAGAGGCAAAGCCCAAGGAAGAGGCAAAAUCCAAUGAAGAGGUGAAGCCCAAGGAAGAGGAAAAGCCCAACGAAGAAACAAAGCCCAAGGAAGAGGCAAAAUCCAAUGAAGAGGUGAAGCCCAAGGAAGAAACAAAACCUAAGGAAGAGGCAAAGCCCAAGGAAGAGGCAAAGCCCAAGGAAGAGGCAAAGCCCAAGGAAGAGGCAAAGCCCAAGGAAGAGGCAAAGCCCAAGGAAGAGGCAAAAUCCAAUGAAGAGGUGAAGCCCAAGGAAGAGACAAAACCUAAGGAGGAGGCAAAGCCCAAGGAAGAGGCAAAAUCCAAUGAGGAAGUGAAGCCUAAGGAAGAGACAACACUAAAGGAAGAGGUGAAGCCUAGAGAAGAGACCAAACCCAAGGAAGAGGUCAAACCCAAGGAAGAGGCCAAACCCAAGGAAGAGGUCAAACCCAAGGAAGAGACAAAACCCAAGGAAGAGGUCAAACCCAAGGAAGAGGUCAAACCCAAGGAAGAGACAAAACCCAAAGAAGAGGCAAAUCCUAUGAAAGAGGCAAACCCCAAGGAAGAGCUGAAACCCAAUGAGGAGCAAAAACCUAAGGAAGAUGCAAAGCCAACUAAAGAUGAGGGAAACGUUAAGGAAGAUGGCAAAGGACUUACAAAGGUGGCAGAAAACCCAUCCAAACAGGAAGGAAAACCCAAUGAAAACAGAAAUACAGCAAAUGAGGAAGCAAAGCCUGACAAUGAAGCGAAAGCUUCAACAGCAGAGGCAGAGUCCAAGGAAUUAGGUAAAAAGGUUGAGGGGGACAGUGACAAACCAAAAGAGGAAACUGCAAGUAGAACAGAUAACUUAUCGCAGGAGAAAGAAAACUCCAAAGAAAAUGAAAUGCCGAGACAUAAUGCCAGCCCACCAAAGGAAGAGGCCACUUCCAAAGAAGACACUAAACAAACAGUAGAGGAAGGAGAAACAAAUGAACUGGGAACGUCAAACGACAGUCCAAAAUCCACAGAAGCUGCUGAAGCAUCAAAAGAACAUGCAGCUGCUGCAAAAGAAGUAAAUCAUACACCAGAAGAAGCUAUGCCUAAGAAAGAGGCUCCACAAACAGAAGAGAUUAAACAAGCAAAGGAAGCAGCUUUUCCACCUCCUGCAUCUGCAAUGAGCCAAUCUAGUGAAGAAAAAACUCAGCAAGCCACUUCAGACAAAAGUUCAGAACCGGAAGGAGAAAAUAAAGAAUCAGCAAAAUCUGAAUCAGGGGCGGCCAGUCAGGAUGAUACUGCAAAGAAGCCUGAACUACAGGAAUCUGACACAGUAGAAACGGCAAAGACUGGUGAGGAGGCACCACCAGCCAAACAUGAAACACUACCUAACAAUCAAGAGCAAACACUUGGAUCGGAACAUGCAGACACAGCACAGAAGGCAGACGUCAAUGUCAAUGAGACAACACGUUCUGAACAAACCAACAAAGAGGAGCCAUCAGAUGCUACAAAACCAGACAUUGAACCUGCUAGUAAGGCAACAGCAGAACACAGUAUAGCAAAGCAGGAAACCAAAGAAGUAACAGAAGAAAAGGAAGCAGCCGAGAAACCAAAGGACAGCAGCACGCAGGAAGGAAGGGUAGCAGCACAGGGUGAUGAUAAACAGUCUGGAACAGUUUGCGAGACCCCAAAGAAAGAGGCUAAUCCAAGUGAUAACAAAAGUGACGAGACCACAGCAAAUUUGGAUCAGUCAUCAGAACCAAAGUUGGCAGAGACCAAACCAAACAAUGAAUCCAAUAAACUUGCAGAUGAGAAAGGCAAAGCAAGCAAACAGCAACAAGUGGAACAAACACCACUAAACACACCAUCUAAAUCUUCAGACAAGCAGGACAAGGCUGCAACCUCAGUGACUGAAGAGAGAGCAAGUGAAACUACAAAGCAAGACAAGAACACAGCAGCGAAGCAAAAUGACAGUUCAAUACAAGAGGCAGGUGAUGUCAAGAAGGCAACAGAUGUACACACAGACAGCAAUGUAACUGAAUCACAACAGACAACAGACGGUACAGCGAGUACGUCAUAGAUAGUACUUGGUCACCUAGAUGAUAAAGUAUAAUCAGUUAGCUGCCUUGUAUUCACUAUUUCGAUACAAUCAGUUCUUGACUACUAUUGUUUGAUACAAAGAGAUAUUUUCUUAUAGGUUGAAAUGGGGGUGCUAUUUUUCUGAACAUCAUUCUGCGAUGUUUUGUAUGCAAUAAUAUGUGUUGUUACUGAGCAA
Molecule: messenger RNA, 3961 nt
Organism: Corticium candelabrum
Lineage: Eukaryota; Metazoa; Porifera; Homoscleromorpha; Homosclerophorida; Plakinidae
Product: caldesmon-like
Exons: 2
Coding region: 50-3766 (1238 amino acids)
Source: RefSeq, a predicted model, not a curated record